Molecule: messenger RNA, 709 nt
Organism: Drosophila hydei
Lineage: Eukaryota; Metazoa; Arthropoda; Insecta; Diptera; Drosophilidae
Exons: 3
Coding region: 96-656 (186 amino acids)
Source: RefSeq, a predicted model, not a curated record
CUUCUAACUUGAUACAUAUUCAUGUCUACAAACAUAAAUAAAAAAUUGUUUUGCGGAGCAAAUAUAUUUUUAAUUAUCUAACUCUAACUAUUAAAAUGCCGCCCAAAAAAGGAAAGAAGUCUAAAAAGAUUAAGCAAGGGGAAAAGAAAUCUGAAUUAAUAUUUGAUGAGGGCACAGAUGAGACUGAUGUUCUAGAACUUAAUUUGUAUACAGACAUUAAUGAUAAUUUUUUUAAUGAGGCCAGUCGGAUUGUGCAAUUUUUAAUGGAAGCAGAGCGGUUUUUUGAAGCUUCCCGUAUUAAGCGUUAUGCUGAUAUAAUAUUUAAUUUGCACCGACGCUAUGUGGAUGAAGUAAAUGACAAUGAAGUUUUGCGCCCACAAAUCAAAUCUACAGAAGAGAAGCUGCGUCUGGCGCUUGAUUUAACAGCAACUUCUGAAGAGGCUUUGCAAAAGCUAAAGGAUACAUUAGGCGAUGCUUGGAAAGAAUCGGACGCAUCGGCUCUACGGGAACAACUUGUGCAAGAGAAACUUCAAGAAGUUUUAAUUAAAUGUGAGGGUAUAGGAGAUCGCGACGCUGGAAAAACCGAUGAUGCAGCAGAAAUAACUAUAUACGAUAUGGAUACAAUUUAUGUAUUGAUGCGCGAUAUUCUAGAAUAAGGUAAAUCAGAAAACAGGAUGUUAGUUAUUAUUAGACGUAUAUGAACUUGUGA